Molecule: messenger RNA, 1293 nt
Organism: Colletotrichum chrysophilum
Lineage: Eukaryota; Fungi; Ascomycota; Sordariomycetes; Glomerellales; Glomerellaceae
Exons: 5
Coding region: 1-1293 (430 amino acids)
Molecular function (GO): iron ion binding; monooxygenase activity; heme binding
Source: RefSeq, a predicted model, not a curated record
AUGCUGUUCAGCCCACUUUUUGUGUCGAUUGCCUUCGCGGCCUUGAUCGUGUUUUACUUAGCUCGUUGCAUCGCAUCACCAUUAUGGAAGCUUCCCGGACCAUUCUGGUCCAGAAUUACGCCUCUUGCCCUUAGGUGGAAUGAGUUCAAUGCAACGAGAACGCUAUAUGUCCACUCUCUGCAUCUAAAGUACGGGCCGGUCGUUCGCAUCGCCCCCAAUGAGGUGUCGUUCACGUCAUACGAGGCUGUCAAGGAGAUCUAUGGGUCUCUUGGAAGCGGCUACGACAAGUCCAGCUUCUACAAUUUGUUCCGGGUUUUCAAGCGCAGGACCAUGUUUUCGACUUUGGAAAAGGGCGAUCAUGCAAAGCGCAAGCGCAUCAUCGCUGAUCGCUACGCGAACAGCAAUGUCGUAAAACCUACAGCGCUCAGUGGCAUCGAGAAGCGAGCCAAGGAAUUUGUCAGGCAGUGUGGUGAACAUACCAAAACCAGCAUGGAUGUUUACAUCUCCCUCCACGCUUAUGCCUGUGACUGCAUCACCCAUCACCUGUUUCAUCCCUAUGGAACCAACAGUCUUCAGAAGAAAGAAGAUUUGGACAUGAUGCAUCAGGUUACCAGCGACGACAGCCUUCGAAGCCGCCUCGUCCAGCACCACUAUCCUGUCUUCUAUCAAUACUUCUCGAAGCUUCUGGAUCUUUUUCUUGAUCCGCGCACCACACCUUUGGCCCAAAACUUCGUCAUCGGCGCCACCUCGAAGAUCGAUCCCGCACCGUUCACUCUCUUGAACCGCCUCCAAGACAAGACUGAGAGCAGCAGCAGCGUCAACCAGCUUGAUAGUACGGACAUUGCAGCGGAAUCCAUGGAUCAUAUGGUCGCAGGUAUCGACACGACAGGAGAUUCCUUAUGCUUUCUCAUGUGGGAGCUUUCACAGCCAUCAUCCCUCGAGUUCCAGAAGAAGCUCCAAAACGAGAUUCGAGAGAACCCCGACGUUUCUUUCGACAAGCUGUCGUACCUUGACGCCGUAGUGCAAGAAGGACUUAGAUGCUUCCCGGCUAUUCCCAUGUCUUUGCCUCGAGUAGUGCCCCAUGGGGGUAAGCAGAUUGAUGGCUUCUUCGUACCCGAGGGCAGCAUGGUCAGCAGCCAGGCCUACUCGGUCCACCGAAACAACGACGCCGUCUUCCCGAAUCCAGACGUUUUCAACCCGGAGAGGUGGAUGUCUACUACUGGCGAAGCUGAGAGAAAACGACACAUGUUUGCAUUCUCACAUGGCGGCAGAGGUUGCGUUGGCAAGCAGUGA